GUACACUGUGACACAUAGUACUCUGUGUUAUGUAUUAUUUAAUGUCGGCCGAUUGUAUUAUAAGAAUUUUGUUAUAAAUUUAACAUUUUUAAUAACUUUAAAACUCUAAUACCAUAUCUAUUGAAAACCCAUAAAAUAUUUUAACAAGAUGCUGUCACGCCCUGUUUUUUCACGACUCUUUCAACAAACGGUCCGCCGCUACCAUCAUGGGGAGUUCAAAACUCCAUCCAUGGACGAGCUGCCCGUGCCACGCGGCUCGUGGCAGGCCAAGUACGACGCCAACCAGCGCCGGUACAACGCUACACUCUUAUUCGGAAUAGCAUUUGCUGCAGGAACCAUCAUACUGGCUAAAACUUCCGGUUUAGUGUACCUGAACUACUCUCCACCAAAGUCCUUGGAUUAAAUGGACAUCGCUGUGACUAUUAUUGAGCUUACAUAGUUCAGUUGUUGUGCAACAAUUAUAAAACUGACUCAAACUGCAGUAUCACUGUAACAGUCGACUGGCUGCAUCAUUGUCACAAACACUGAACUAUGUGGCUCAAAUUAUAUAUAACUUGUAUUUAGUAAAUAAAUCAAUAAAUAAUUACACUAUUA
Molecule: messenger RNA, 594 nt
Organism: Achroia grisella
Lineage: Eukaryota; Metazoa; Arthropoda; Insecta; Lepidoptera; Pyralidae
Gene: COX7B
Exons: 3
Coding region: 149-403 (84 amino acids)
Source: RefSeq, a predicted model, not a curated record